Molecule: messenger RNA, 1548 nt
Organism: Nyctereutes procyonoides (raccoon dog)
Lineage: Eukaryota; Metazoa; Chordata; Mammalia; Carnivora; Canidae
Product: keratin-associated protein 10-8-like
Exons: 1
Coding region: 75-1214 (379 amino acids)
Cellular component (GO): keratin filament
Source: RefSeq, a predicted model, not a curated record
CGCCCAGAGCACCUCACUCGCACACCUGUCACACACACCCCUGUCCUGCUCACCUCCCAGCACAAAACUCCAGCAUGGCUGACACCUGCUGCUCCCGGACCUGCCUUAUUGCCGCCUCCACCCUGUCGGUCUGUUCCAGCGACCUGAGCUGCGGCAGCCGCCUCUGCUCGCCCAGUGCUUGCACCAGCUCCUCCUGGCAGGUGGACGAUUGCCAGGAGACCUGCUGUGAGCCCCCCUGCUGCGCCCCCGCCUCCUGCCUGACCCUCCUCUGCACCCCUGAGAGCUGCAGGUCCAGCCCCUGCCCAUCGGCCUGCCCCGGCUCCUGCCAGCCCUCCUGCAGCAGCUGCUCCCCUUGCCAGGAGGGCUGCGGUGUGUCUGUCUGCUGCAAGCCCGUGUGCUGCACCCCCGUCUGCCGCAAGCCCGGGUGCUGCACCCCUGUCUGCUGCAAGCCCGUGUGCUGCACCCCUGUCUGCUGCAAGCCCAUCUGCUGCACCUCUGUCUGCUGCAAGCCCGUGUGCUGUGAGGCCUCCCUCUGCUGCCAGCAGUCUAGCUGCCAGCCCUCCUGCAGUAGCUGCUCCCCCUGCCAGGAGGGCUGCUGUGUGUCUGUCUGCUGCAAGCCCGUGUGCUGCACCCCCCUCUGCUGCAAGCCUGUGUGCUGCACCCCUGUCUGCUGCAAGCCCGUGUGCUGCACCCCUGUCUGCUGCAAGCCUGUCUGCUGUGAGGCCUCCCCUUGCUCAGCCUCCCUCUGCUGCCAGCAGUCUAGCUGCCAGCCCUCCUGCUGUAGCUCCUCCCCCUGCCAGGAAGACAGCUGUGUGUCUGUCUGCUGCAAGCCCGUGUGCUGCACCCCCGUCUGCUGCAAACCCGUAUGCUGCACUCCCGUCUGCUGCAAGCCCGUGUGCUGUGGGGCCUCCCCCUGCUGCCAGCAGUCUAGCUGCCAGCCGUCCUGCUGCAGCUCCUCCCCCUGCCAGGAAGACAGCUGUGUGUCUGUCUGCUGCAAGCCCGUUUGCUGCACCCCUGUCUGCUGCAAGCCUGUCUGCUGCCAGGCCUCCCCCUGCUGCCAGCCCAGCCCCUGCAGACCCUCCUCCUGCGUGUCCCUCCUCUGCCGCCCCAUGUGCAGGCCCGCCUGCUGCGCCCCCCUCUCCCUCUGCCAGCCCAGCUGCCACCCCCAGGCCUCCAGCGUGUCCCUGCUGUGCCGUCCCGUGUGCUCCCGCUGAUGGGAUACGUGACCCUGGGGCGCCGGGCUUAGGCUCCACCCAGGGACCCUGGGCCUCCUGGCCACCCCCCAGCCCAGCCCUCACCUGUGCUAGGUGGCUGCCCCCACCCAAGAUGGGGUCCCCCUGGGUGUCCACUCUCCUGACCUGACCUUCACCUCCUCCCUCCCAAGAAUGCUGACCCGGCGGCUCCCCAGGGCUCCUGCUCCCGGGAUGCACCUCCACCUGCCCUUGGUCACCUGCCUUCCCUCCCAGCUCCUCUGCUCAGUCACCUGACCUCGCCCUCUGACCUGUGGGCACCUCCCUGGCACCCCAAUAAACUCACUUCACCCGCUGA